CGGAAGACAUUUUUAGAGUCUUUCCGCUCUUCUGUCGGAGGUGGCGGCUGAUGUUUUUCGACUCGUCUAGUUUCAUAAUUCAGUUUGAAUAGCCGGCACGAUGUCUUACCCUGCUGAGGAGACAGAGGGAGAGUAUGAUCCUUAUAACUAUACAAAUGAUUAUGAUCUUCAUACAGGAGAUCCGAAAGCAGAUUUGGCUUAUGAGCGGCAAUAUGAGCAACAGACCUACCAUGUGAUCCCAGAAGUAAUCAAGAACUUCUUACAGUACUUUCACAAGACAGUUUCUGACAUUAUUGAUCAAAAAGUUUAUGAACUGCAGUCAAACCGUGUAUCCAGUGAAAGUAUUGAGCAAAAAAUUUAUGAGAUUCAAGACAUCUAUGAAAACAGCUGGAACAAACUCACAGAACGCUUUUUUAAAACCUCACCUUGGCCUGAAGCAGAAGCCAUUGCAUCUCUGGUUGGAAAUGAUGCAGUGUUUCUAAUUCUCUACAAGGAAUUAUAUUACAGACAUAUAUAUGCUAAAGUUAGCGGAGGCCCUACUUUGGACCAAAGAUUUGAAUCAUAUUACAACUACUGUAAUCUCUUCAACUACAUUCUGAAUGCUGAUGGUCCUGCACCUUUAGAACUUCCUAAUCAGUGGCUGUGGGACAUCAUUGAUGAGUUCAUUUACCAGUUUCAGUCCUUUAGUCAGUACCGUUGCAAAACAGCUAAGAAAUCGGAGGAUGAGAUUGAGUUCUUGAGAAACAACCCGAAAAUCUGGAAUGUGCACAGUGUCCUUAAUGUCCUGCAUUCCCUGGUGGACAAAAGCAAUAUCAAUCGACAGCUGGAAGUCUAUACAAGUGGAGGUGAUCCUGAGAGUGUGGCAGGGGAGUAUGGCCGACAUUCCUUAUAUAAAAUGUUGGGAUACUUCAGCUUAGUUGGACUGCUGAGACUUCAUUCUCUGCUUGGAGACUAUUAUCAGGCUAUCAAAGUACUUGAAAAUAUUGAACUCAACAAAAAGAGUAUGUACUCUCGAGUGCCGGAGUGCCAGAUCACUACUUACUACUAUGUGGGAUUUGCAUACUUGAUGAUGCGCAGGUACCAAGAUGCCAUUCGUGUGUUUGCGAAUAUACUGCUUUAUAUUCAAAGGACAAGAAAUAUGUUUCAGAGAAGCACCUAUAAAUAUGAGAUGAUUAACAAACAGAAUGAACAGAUGCAUGGAUUGUUGGCCAUUGCACUUACUAUGUAUCCCAUGAGGAUUGAUGAGAGUAUCCAUACUCAAUUAAGGGAGAAGUAUGGUGACAAAAUGCUGAGGAUGCAGAAGGGUGAUCUACAAGUAUUUGAGGAACUCUUCAGCUUUGCUUGCCCUAAAUUCUUGUCCCCAGUGGUUCCCAAUUAUGACACUGUACAUCCCAACUACCACAAGGAGCCAUUCCAGCAGCAACUUAAGGUCUUUGCUGAGGAAGUUCAACAACAGGCCCAGCUGUCCACUAUACGCAGUUUUUUGAAGCUUUACACAACAAUGCCAGUGGCCAAGCUAGCUGGGUUUCUGGAUAUGUCUGAGCAGGAGUUUAGGAUACAGCUUCUAGUUUUCAAGCACAAGAUGAAAAAUCUAGUAUGGACAAGUGGUAUCUCUGCACUUGAUGGAGAAUUUCAGUCUGCAUCUGAAGUUGACUUCUACAUUGACAAGGAUAUGAUUCACAUUGCUGAUACGAAAGUUGCCCGCCGAUAUGGAGACUUCUUUAUCCGGCAAAUACACAAGUUUGAAGAGCUUAAUCGCACAUUAAAGAAGAUGGGCAUUUCCACAUCUGGCAGCACCACAUCUGGAACCAGAAACACUUGAGCUGCCUUUGGAAAGAGUUCAAGGAUUAUACCAUGGUGAAUUUUUAAUGAUAAAUAAACUUAAAAAAAUAACAA
Molecule: messenger RNA, 1896 nt
Organism: Polypterus senegalus (gray bichir)
Lineage: Eukaryota; Metazoa; Chordata; Cladistia; Polypteriformes; Polypteridae
Gene: eif3s6ip
Product: eukaryotic translation initiation factor 3, subunit 6 interacting protein
Exons: 15
Coding region: 101-1822 (573 amino acids)
Biological process (GO): translational initiation
Cellular component (GO): cytoplasm; eukaryotic translation initiation factor 3 complex
Molecular function (GO): translation initiation factor activity; protein binding
Source: RefSeq, a predicted model, not a curated record